Daphnia pulex (common water flea) is the source of this 985-nucleotide messenger RNA. Its product is annotated as RNA-binding protein 1-like. The coding region runs from base 158 to 646 and encodes 162 amino acids. The record is from RefSeq and is a predicted model, not a curated record. Gene Ontology annotation, cellular component: nuclear speck. Gene Ontology annotation, biological process: mRNA splicing, via spliceosome. Lineage: Eukaryota; Metazoa; Arthropoda; Branchiopoda; Diplostraca; Daphniidae. Gene Ontology annotation, molecular function: RNA binding. The transcript is spliced from 4 exons.
UGCGAAUUGAAUAUGUGGUUGUCUACAUCGAGUAAUUGGAAACAACCGGCUAGACGCGUCUCCCCUCCUCUUGGACUCAGGCCGCGUUUCUUUGCUUUUGACAGUCAAACUAAAUAUUGUUUCGCCCAUUUAUACUCGUAAUAUACCAGCACCUGCCAUGUCGUCCCGCCAUCAAGACUGGGAUCCGCGUUGUAAAGUCUAUGUUGGCAAUCUAGGCUCUAACGCGGCCAGAGGCGAGAUCGAAGAAGCCUUCAGCAAGUACGGCACACUGAGAAAUGUCUGGGUAGCAAGAAAUCCCCCUGGCUUUGCCUUUGUUGAAUUUGAAGACCCGAGAGAUGCAGAGGAUGCAGUUCGUGCCCUUGAUGGAGUGCGUUUAUGUGGUGCCAGAGUGAAGGUGGAAAUGUCUACAGGCAAGAGGAGAAGUAAUGGCUUUGGUGGAGACCGUGGUGGACGUGGUGGAGACCGCAGAGGAGGUGGUGGGCCUCCAGCAAGGAGAGGUGGUGGAUACUCACCCAGACGAUCACGUUCACGCAGUCGUGAUCGUUUCCGCGACAGGAAAGCCUCUCGAUCAGUCUCUCGCGACCGAGUUCGCAGGGACUCACGCAGUCGUUCACGUUCCCCCAGCUACAGCAAGUAUGCCGAUUAAUUGAUUCCGGUCUAUCACAUACACACACACACACUUACCUGUUGUGCAGAUAAUAAUUUUCAAAGCAGAAGCUCCUCCACUUUUUCUCUUUUCUCCUUGUCGCUGUGAAAAAAAACCGUCAUUCACCUCCUCCCCUACUAUGAUUCCCCUCCUAUUUGGCAUCCAUUUUUUUGUGUGUGACCAGCAGUGGCGUCAGCUGCAAUCCUGGGCUUUUCAUCAUUUUUUUUAAAUUGCAAAACAAACGGACUUGUAUCACAUGGGCGCAUUUUGUUGUGUGAAAGAGUUGCGGGCUUAAAAAUCGUGCUCAUUCCACAUGCGCAAUACACACUUGAGGAUUUC